AUGCUUCUCUGGCCAGGAAAUAUGAUCAUCUGGGCGCACUGAGCAGAGAAUGUGGGAUGCGGCAGCAGUGCGGGCUACAGUGGCUCCAUUCAGACUGAAACUCCGGCCCCCCUGAAACUCUAUCAGUGGCAUGUUGCUUUCAAACGUGAGGUCAUACCAAGGCAACCAAGAGAGAGCGCCUUUCUUGCUAGCUUCAGGAUUCACAGGAGAGCUGCCUCUUGCAGUGAUUCCACUGGAUCAGUCAGCGCGCACUUGAAAGUUCAGUAGCCUAGAUCCGGUAGCUGCAUCCUGGGAGGCUGCAUGCAGCAAACAUGAGUGCUACUUCCGCCAUAAAAUGCUGGGGUGCCAGAACGUUCUUCAUCCCUGCCAAUGAAAGACCCACAAAUUCUCAGCACAAAGUAACAGCUACUUGCGCCCCUCGCCAUAGCACUCAGUCCGCGCUUCAAUUUCACGCAAGGGAGCUGAUCAAGAGUCCUAAGACCCUGCCGCAAACGAAAAUCCAUACAAGGAAAAGCAUCCACUUGGCCUGUGCAGCAGAUGGAGCUCAGUCAGCACCUGCGAGAGAAAAGGUGCAGCCCUCUCCAGGAGGCUCUGCAGGCGAAGACGGAAUGUCUGCUGAUCUGCGCCACAUGCGGGAGGCUGGGCCCAUUGGAGAUUCUGCGGCUGGAGUAGCUGGGACUGUUGGCUCUGCAGAAGAACUGGAAGCAGCGGAUGAAACAGCAGAAGAGAUUGGGUCGCCAGCAAAGACUGCUAUUGCAAGUGACUAUGGCCCAGGGGCCUCAGCAUUGAACCCUGGUGUGAACAGCGCCGGCGAGAUCGACUACUCGAAAGCCACCGUCCAGCCAGGUGCCCGACCUCCUUCCGCAGCGGCCUCAGCUGCUCCGCGAGGUCGAGAGUCCCCGCUGCAAGAGACUGACACCGCACCUGCUGCGCAGGGCUUCUCAGGCCAAGAGAAUGGAUCCAAGCACGAGGCGAUGGCAGAAAACUUCGAAGCGCAAGCGACGCGUCACCCCGAGGCCCUGUCCGAUCAGGUCGACAAGGCACCUGGUUCGGGGAUGGACACCGCGGGAUCUGCAGCGGAGACUUCGGAAGCAGAGAAAACGAGCGAGGGCAACGUUUCGCUGGUUCCAGAUGAGGACCUUGCGGGCAGCAAGAGCACGGGUCAGGCGGAAGAACGGAAGGCUGAUGGGGGCAAGGAUUUGAACGAUGCGGUGGGGCCGACUCAUCAAGCGCUGUAGAGUCACGGUCGUGAACGCCAGAAUUGCAAAAUGCGGAGGGUGUCGUGUAGAACGUUCGAGCUAGAUCAAGUAAACUUGUGUAAGAUCCGGCGCUGGCAAAUAUGUAGCUGUCAAUAUCGCCGUCGGCGUUACCAGCUCCAAGUAUUGACGGUAAGUCUCAGAUUUGUAAUCUUAUAUAGCUCACUUUAAGCAUGGCAGCCCCAUAUGUGUAUCAUGCUCUUUGCGCGAUUUGUCACGGAGCUUGACCUCCGCAUGUGUGUGUG
Molecule: messenger RNA, 1501 nt
Organism: Klebsormidium nitens
Lineage: Eukaryota; Viridiplantae; Streptophyta; Klebsormidiophyceae; Klebsormidiales; Klebsormidiaceae
Source: the annotation of a GenBank genome assembly